ACGACCUAAACGUCCCGUCCGCGUAUCGCAUUAUCGGCAGGCGUACGACAGUUACCGAACUCACGCGAUCCGUGCCUACUAGUCUACAACUCCGGGGUCCCUGGCAUUCCACCUCGACCGACCCGACGACUUGGAGCUGAUGGCUCUCUCCUGGCGGCUGCUGACGGCCGCGCGACUGGCCGCACGAUCGCGCGACCCGAUACGAUUUUUCUCGGUGAGCUCGUUUCGCUUCGGCAGUGUGGUACCCUUCAAGUUGUCCGAUAUCGGCGAGGGAAUUCGAGACGUCACGAUAAAGGAAUGGUUCGUAAAACCGGGAGACCGGGUGAACCAGUUUGACGAUAUCUGCAUGGUGGAGAGCGACAAGGCCACGGCGAAAAUCACGAGUCGCUACGAUGGUGUUGUGAAGACUAUCCACUACAAGGUAGACGACGUCGCCUUGGUCGGAACGGCGUUGGUUGACAUUGAGCUAGAGGACUCGACGGAGGCUACGAGGGACAACGAGGGAGAAACCGUACAGGGAGGCGCCGAGGACCAAGAGACUGAUAAUUGGGAGACUAAGGAAAGCGAGCUAGACAGAUUGGAAAUGGAGAACAUGUCGGAGAAAGUACCGGCAACCCCGGCGGUGAGGAGGAUAGCCAGAGAGAACAACGUAAAGCUGAAGGAUGUGGUAGCGACUGGCAAGGGGGGGAGGGUGCUCAAAGAGGACAUCCUGGCACAUCUGCAGAAAAUUUCCACGAGUCCAGAGGUUAAAGCGGAAAUUCUGUUGAACGCGAGUGUGACGGGAAGGACGGUCGGCCUCCAGGGAUACCAGAAGUACAUGUGGAAAUCUAUGACGAAAGCUUUGAGCAUACCGCACUUCGUCUACAGCGAUGAGUGCAACGUGGACCAAGUGAUGCGCUACCGAAACGAAGUGAAGGACUCCAUGAUGGAACGCGGCGUCUCUCUGACUCUCUUGCCGUUCUUCAUGAAAGCGGCCUCGCGGGCGUUGGAGCAGUUCCCCGAGUUAAACGCCUGGCUCGACGAGGAGAGUCAGACGCUAUCGGUCCUGGACAAUCACAACUUCGGCGUCGCCAUGGCCACCCCGAGGGGCCUGGUGGUACCGAACAUCAAGAACGUGCAGAAUCUCAACGUUGUCGCGAUCGCGCGGGAGCUCAACAGGCUUCGGGAGUGUGGUAAUAAAGCAUCAAUACCGCUCGCCGAUUUAACCGACACGACCUUUACGUUGUCCAACAUAGGCAUGGUCGGUGGAACGUACACAAAGCCGGUGAUAACGCCGCCGCAGUUGAUAAUCGGUGCAUUCGGGAAGACGCAGAAGUUACCGCGAUUUGACGACAAGGGGAAUGUGUUUCCGGCCAACAUCAUGUCCGUCAGCUGGUCUGCGGAUCAUCGCGUCGUCGACGGCGUAACGGUGGCGAAUUUCUCCAAUUUGUGGAAGCAUUACGUGGAGAAUCCGACGCAUCUGCUGAUCGGUGCGUGAAGCUGCUUUAUACAUGUACACGAGGAUAUUCAAUUCUUACGUUAUUUACAUAACUGAAAAAGAAAAACUCAAGAGCGUUAUUUUGUAUUCAGCUACGGUCUUCAUAAUCUCGUAGUUUUUUUUAUAAUACGCAGGAGGUCUAAGAUGGAUGAAAAAAAAAAGUAUUUAACUUCGUGCAUAAAUCAUGAAGAUUAUAUCGAUUAAAUAUCAUAUCGAAUAUCGGCCAUGCAUACCAUAUCGAGAGUCGAACAUGCAUAUCAUAUCAAAUCACAUUGGUAUUCACUUUUUUAUGUCGAUGUAGAGGUAGAUUUUGCACAUAUAAGCGCAGAAUUUGUACCGCGAGCUACGUAACGUCCAACUUGAAAGUUAUCCAUGGAUUUUUCGAGUUGUCACGUUACCACGAACCUGCCGCGCCGCGAAAAAGCGUUAUUAUCUCGCAGAAACUACCUUUGCGAAAGAGAGUCACGUUCCUUUACAUAGCGAUACGAUUAUUACGUUUUAUACUUUGUCCUAUAUUCGUGUUUACUUUAUCCCGCUCGCAGCGUAUUGCUUCCACUCUGCGUUUCAUUUUAGUACCAGAACGACCGACUUGUAAUUUCAAGACUGUUUAUAAAAUGUUUAUCUACUAUUAUACAGCAAAAUUAUACGCACAGUAAAAUUGUUGCUUUCGUGUGUUUACGUUCAUUCUUCGCAAACGUUGUCUUUGUAUUUAAGACCAGUAUUCAUAGUCGGAUCUUAUAUUCAAGAUUGUCUCAAGAUCAACUUUGAUACUCGGUAUCCAAUGAAAUGUUCCGUACAGUAUCCUUAGGUAAAUUCAAGACGGUCUUGAAUAUAAGAUCCGACUAUAAAUAUCGGCCUAAGACUAAAUAAAAGACUAAAUAAAAGAGAGAUAUAAAACAGUUGUUGUGCGUUACUUAAAACAAAGACUUGGGGCAUGAAACAUUGUCCUAAAAGUUUCGAGAGCAACGAGCGAACGCCGCGAGGGAAACUAAUCGCGCGAGUUUCUACGAGCAGAGACAGCCAUUCUGUUAAGGCUCUUACGCUGCGAAUGUUCUUCGGGAAGCACCACCGGUCUUGUUAAUGUCCUACCUUUCGCACGUCUUACCUCCCUGUCUUUUGUCUUAAAUCUAUCUUAUUACUGACUAAUGCAAUGUUAUAUGCACGCAAUAAGAUAAUUUAAUGAACUGUUGAACUUUAUGAGAGCAAGUUUUGUAAAACUUUUUGUAAAACAAUGAACAAUGUGACAUGACGUAUGCAAACGAAUAAAUGAAAAGGAAGUUUUUACCAGCCU
Messenger RNA from Vollenhovia emeryi, 2768 nucleotides. RefSeq names its product lipoamide acyltransferase component of branched-chain alpha-keto acid dehydrogenase complex, mitochondrial (gene Dbct). The record is from RefSeq and is a predicted model, not a curated record. Lineage: Eukaryota; Metazoa; Arthropoda; Insecta; Hymenoptera; Formicidae. Gene Ontology annotation, molecular function: acetyltransferase activity; lipoic acid binding. The coding region runs from base 140 to 1477 and encodes 445 amino acids. Gene Ontology annotation, cellular component: cytoplasm; mitochondrion. The transcript is spliced from 5 exons.